Aureobasidium namibiae CBS 147.97 is the source of this 528-nucleotide messenger RNA. RefSeq lists its product as uncharacterized. The record is from RefSeq and is a predicted model, not a curated record. NCBI's taxonomy places the organism in Eukaryota, Fungi, Ascomycota, Dothideomycetes, Dothideales, Saccotheciaceae. The coding region runs from base 1 to 528 and encodes 175 amino acids. The transcript is spliced from 2 exons.
AUGUCUUCAAUCAGUUAUGCCAUCUCGGCUGUAGAUGUAUCUCAUGUGACCAUCAAGAUAGUGCUCAGAUCCGGCGCCAAAAUCUCGAACGAUCAACCGGCUUGGACUUCUGGUGCAUACUGGAACAACCAGAUCGUGGGUCUCUAUAAUUCUCAGGAUUUCUGGAACCUGACUCCCGACUGGGCCGCCCAUUCGUCCCGUUGGUGUGCGAGCCGACGGAAGAUUGUGGAAGCGCAUACCACCAAGGCCAAACUUCAGGACUCUGUCGACGACCUCAUAAAGGUGCAGCCGUUCUCCAAAAACAUCGUCAAGGGUGUUGGCGCCAUCACUGGCACUGUCGAGGAUAUGACCACAUCUGUCCAACGCGUAUACGAUGACUUGACCCUGUGGCAGGUGAUUGCUUUGACCGAUGAUGAUGUCUCGACAAUCCAGAAGAGUUGGGACGAGUUGAGAGAUGAUUGUUUGAUCUGGAUGGACAUGGUGCAUGCGCAAAACAUCAAUUCGAUGACGGCGUCCCAGUUCCGUUAG